Messenger RNA from Oppia nitens, 629 nucleotides. It is a transcript of the gene RpLP1, whose product is annotated as 60S acidic ribosomal protein P1-like. Gene Ontology annotation, cellular component: ribosome; cytosolic large ribosomal subunit. Bases 186 to 524 code for a protein of 112 amino acids. Lineage: Eukaryota; Metazoa; Arthropoda; Arachnida; Sarcoptiformes; Oppiidae. Gene Ontology annotation, biological process: translational elongation; cytoplasmic translation. The transcript has a single exon. The record is from RefSeq and is a predicted model, not a curated record. Gene Ontology annotation, molecular function: protein kinase activator activity; ribonucleoprotein complex binding; structural constituent of ribosome.
CCCUCUGUCGUAUGUGUGGUUCAGUUAGGUUUACAUCCCUUUCCUGUUGUUAUUGCAUUCAAAGUGAAACACGUUUUUGUGAUCACUCUUGUGGUGUAUUCUUCUCAAUAUCACUUGAGCUAAGGCUUCGGCGAGUUUACACUUAUAGUGACGAUUGAAAUCAAUUGAUACCAAUUAAAGUUAAGAUGUCUUCAAAUGACGAACUGUCCUGUGUUUACGCCGCUCUCAUCCUUCAGGACGACGACGUGGCCAUCACUGCCGAGAAAAUUCAGACUAUCCUGAAGGCGGCCAAUGUUGAAGUUGAGCCCUACUGGCCAUCGCUGUUCAGCAAAGCACUCGAAGGCGUUGACCUGAAGGGACUGAUCACAAACGUUGGUUCGGGUGUUGGCGCCGCACCGGCCGCUGCAGCUCCAGCUGCCGCCGCACCCGCUGCUGGUGACGCCAAAAAGGAAGACAAGAAGAAAGAAAAAGAGCCCGAAAGUGAAGAAGAAGACGACGACAUGGGUUUCGGUCUCUUCGACUAAACAACUGAAGAAUAACUUUGUUUUGAUUUAUUUUGAAAUUGUAUUUAAAUUUCAGUAAAGACUUAACUAAUGUUUUGAUAAAAAUGUCGUUUAAUUUAUUUUAAU